CAGACACACCCCAACAUAGGUAGUAGAGACGAGAAAGAUAUUACUGUAUAUUCAUUUUGAAUUUCUCUAUACCCUCUUUACUAUCAACAUGUCAUGACGGAAUAUGUCCUGUUUUCCUGCGUAGCUUUGGCCUUACUUACUUGUAAGUUAGGCUUUGUGUCUACUUGUAUUUUUUGUUGCUCUCUUUUUCAGACCUCGAACAGCCUGGCCUUUUUACUGUACAAUUUGGCCCGCAGCCCAGACAAACAAGACAAAUUAAGGGCCGAAGUGACCCGAGUGUUGCCGAGAGAUGGUCACAUGACCACCGAACACCUCAAUCGUCUGCCCUAUAUGAAAGCGUGUGUGAAAGAGUCUAUGAGGUUAUACUUCCCUGUAGUGAUAGCAGCUUCGAGAAUCCUGGCCGAAGACGCUGUUCUGGGAGGUUACCUAGUACCAAAAGGGACCUGUGUGAUAAACUGUAACAACAUAUCGUGCUUACAGUCCGAGUACUUUCCUAACCCUCACACCUACUCUCCUGAACGCUGGAUGAAGGAGGACAACGUGCAGCCACACCCUUUCCUCAUGCUGCCCUUCGGCCACGGCCCCAGAAUGUGUUUAGGGAAACGGUUCGCGGAACAGCAGAUGUACAUUGCUGUCAGCAAGCUUGUCCAGAAUUUCACGAUACAACACACGGGCUCGGAGGACAUCGGAAUCACGUAUACUUCAUUUGGGAAACCAGACGAACCUCUUGGUCUAACAGUCACACCAAGAAGCAACAAUGUUCUGCAGGAAAAGCACUGACGAACUGUACGUUUCACUUUGGUAUUUAAAGGCCCUGACUUACCCAGGCUAUCGCUAAGGGGAGAGGGGCAAUGUAAAAGAAAAAUCACAGAGCGAAGCGAAAUUAGACGUUUUAACCAUAAUAUGCAGGGUACAGGGUUGUAAAAUUGGUUUGUUUUUCUCGUCUCAUUCUUUUUCCUUUAUUUUAAUAUUAAUUGUGUUCCAAACAUUGUAUAAUUAUCCCUUAUAACUCAAAUAUGUACAUAGUUUAUUCUUUCUUAUUUCUAUUUUGUAAAAUAAAUUUGCAAUGUGUAAUAAGGUGUUUUAAAGAUUAUUAUUAUUAAAAUACAUGAAUAUCUUAGUCUAUUAUCUUAGAGGUCUGAGCACAAAUGUAAUAUAAAACUCGUCGUUUUCAAGCCUGUGGAGUUUUUUAAAGAAAUCUUUGUAAAAAUCGUUUCUGUCACUUUCAUUGAUAUAUAUUAGACACGUGUAUCUUCAGUCGUGUUUAUAUCUCUGAAUGCAUAAAAUUAAUUUUAACUGUUUUA
Messenger RNA from Lingula anatina, 1304 nucleotides. RefSeq names its product cytochrome P450 10-like. Lineage: Eukaryota; Metazoa; Brachiopoda; Lingulata; Lingulida; Lingulidae. Gene Ontology annotation, molecular function: iron ion binding; oxidoreductase activity, acting on paired donors, with incorporation or reduction of molecular oxygen; monooxygenase activity. The record is from RefSeq and is a predicted model, not a curated record.